Messenger RNA from Paraphaeosphaeria sporulosa, 900 nucleotides. RefSeq lists its product as uncharacterized. The transcript is spliced from 3 exons. Bases 118 to 750 code for a protein of 210 amino acids. The record is from RefSeq and is a predicted model, not a curated record. NCBI's taxonomy places the organism in Eukaryota, Fungi, Ascomycota, Dothideomycetes, Pleosporales, Didymosphaeriaceae.
UAAAGUUCCGUCAGCACUCUUACCAUCGGAGCUCUUUAUUGCGCAAUUAUACUUACAUAUACAACUUACUUGCCCUUCAGCUUACCUCUACCAUAUCGUCUCGACUACACAACGACCAUGGCACUCGCACCACGUUUCGCAGGCCAGAAGUUGGCUUCCAGCUCCAUCCAGCCUAAAGCCGUGCACACCCUGGAGCUGUACCUCGACUAUGUCUGCCCCUUCAGUGCGAAGCUCUUCAAAACAGUCUACUCGUCGCCCCUCCGCGACGCGCUCCUCCAGAAGUACGGCGACCGUGUGGUGACCAUUUUCCGGCAGCAGAUCCAGCCGUGGCAUCCCUCCUCCACGCUGACCCACGAAGCCGGGUACGCCGUGCUCAAGUUGUCUCCCGAAAAGUUCUACGCGUUUUCGGAGAAGCUGUUUGAGCAGCAGAAGGAGUUCUUCGAUGUAAGCGUGGUGAAUGAGACGCGUAAUGAGACGUACAAGCGGCUGGCUAAGAUUGCGGGGGAGGUGGGUGUGGAUGAGGGGAAGGUGUUUGAUAUGCUGAAGAUUUCGGAUAAGCCGGGGGAGGAUGGGAGUUUGAAUAGUGGGAAUGGGGUUACAGAUGCGGUGAAGGUGCAGGUAAAGGCGAAUCGGUUGGUGGGGGUGCAUGUUACGCCGACGGCUGUGUUUGAUGGUGUUGUAAUCAACGACAUCUCGAGUAGCUGGACGAAGGAGCAGUGGGAAGAGUGGCUCGAAAAGAAUGUGGCAUGACUACCUGUGAACGUAGACGCGCAGCCCAAGGGAAGAUUGUAGAUAUGCGUUGCACUUUGAGACAGAAUGGUCCUGUUUGGAUAUGAGUGGUUGUCUUAAAGUAGAUUAGCGUGCAUGCCAAGCUGUGCGACCUACCUCGUACGUGCCUGC